AUGCAACUUAGAAGAGCGGCUAGAGUCAUUCUCGUAGGCGCCCCUGGCGUCGGCAAGGGCACCCAGAGCGAACGUCUUCUCCGACGAUUUCCUCAACUUGCGUCCAUAAGCACCGGCGAUUUGCUGCGCACCAAUGUCAAGAACAGGACACCUCUCGGCAUCAAAGCCGAGAGCACCAUGAAGUCUGGCGGCCUCGUCGCAGACGACCUGAUGCUACGCCUAAUCUCCAGCGAACUUCGAAAUCGUGGGUGGCUGCAGAACCACGGACCCCCCGAGGUCAUGACGCUCUCAUCAGAGGCCAUCUCUGCCUCAGAGAUGCGCAACCCCGACGACAUCGCAUUCGAUGCUUUCGCAGCUGGCCGUCCCAUGUCUCCUGCACAAGCCUCCGAGGACCCGACUGCGUCCUUCAUCCUGGAUGGCUACCCCCGCAAUGCAGCCCAAGCCAACAGUCUCGAGGGCAUCGUGCCCAUCAACUUGGCAGUUUCACUCAAGACACCCUUUGAAGUCGUCCUCGAGCGCAUUGCCGGUCGCUGGGUUCACGAGCCCUCGGGCAGAGUAUACAACACUACUUUCAAUGCGCCAAAGGUCCCAGGCCGUGAUGACAUCACUGGCGAGCCUCUCAUCCAACGGCCCGAUGACACCGAAGAGGUUUACCGUGCACGCUUCCAAAAGUUCCAGGAGGCUAGCGAACCCUUGCUAGAGCACUACGCUAAGAAGGGCGUCCUCGUCGAAGUUGAGGGCAUGAGCAGCGAUGAGAUUAGCCCGAAGCUGUACGAUGUCUUUGAGCAACGGUUCGUCAUGUAA
Molecule: messenger RNA, 804 nt
Organism: Pochonia chlamydosporia 170
Lineage: Eukaryota; Fungi; Ascomycota; Sordariomycetes; Hypocreales; Clavicipitaceae
Product: adenylate kinase
Exons: 2
Coding region: 1-804 (267 amino acids)
Biological process (GO): nucleobase-containing compound metabolic process
Cellular component (GO): cytoplasm; mitochondrion
Molecular function (GO): AMP kinase activity; ATP binding
Source: RefSeq, a predicted model, not a curated record